GUAGUCUCCUGCGUACCCUGCUAGGGUUCAUUAAGGAUAUUCUAUAUUGGAGGGAAAGAAACUGCUACUCUGCAGUCAUGACAGAAAAAGAAAAUAAUAAGAAGUCGAAGUCGAAGGAGGUCUGCGGCUAUCCCAUCAGUAUCUUCUUCAUCGUUGUCAAUGAGUUCUGCGAGAGGUUCUCCUACUAUGGCAUGCGCGCCGUGCUGGUGCUGUACUUCAGGUACUUCCUGCGCUGGGACGAUGACCUGGCCACCUCCAUCUACCACGCCUUUGUGGCCCUCUGCUACCUGACGCCCAUCCUGGGGGCUAUCGUGGCUGACUCCUGGCUAGGGAAGUUCAAGACGAUUAUCUACCUGUCCAUCGUCUACGCCAUUGGUCAGGUGGUGAUGGCUAUCAGUGCCAUUCAUGACAUCACCGACACAGACCGAGACGGGAUACCAAACAACAUGACCUUCCAUGUCACGUUGUCCAUGCUGGGUCUGUUCCUCAUCGCCCUGGGAACCGGCGGAAUCAAGCCGUGCGUCGCUGCCUUCGGAGGAGACCAGUUUCAGGACCACCAGGAGAAACAGAGAAGCACCUUCUUCUCUGUGUUCUACUUGUGUAUCAACGCCGGGAGCCUCCUGUCCACCAUCAUCACUCCUGUUCUCAGAGGCCAGGAGUGUGGGAUCUACAGCCAGCAGAAGUGCUACCCGCUGGCCUUCGGCGUCCCUGCCGCUCUCAUGGUGGUCGCUCUCGUGGUGUUCAUCAUUGGCAGCGGGAUGUACUACAAGGCUGAACCCCAGGGCAACAUCAUGCUGGACGUGUGUAAAUGCAUCUCGUUUGCAGUCAAAAACCGCUUCAGGCACCGGAGCAGCCAGUAUCCUAAGAGACAGCACUGGAUGGACUGGGCAGAAGAGAAAUAUGAGAAACUUCUCAUUGCUCAGAUCAAAAUGGUCUUGAAGGUCCUCUUCCUGUACAUCCCUCUUCCCAUGUUCUGGACACUGUUUGACCAAAAGGGCUCCAGAUGGACAUUACAGGCCACCACUAUGAAUGGAGACUUUGGAUUGCUCAUUCUGCAGCCAGAUCAAAUGCAGACGGUGAACCCCAUACUGAUCCUGACCCUGGUGCCCAUCAUGGAGAGCGUGAUCUACCCUCUCAUUAAGAAAUGUGGCCUGAACUUCACUCCUUUGAAAAGAAUGACCGUUGGAAUGUUCCUGGCUGCCAUGGCUUUUGUCUGUGCCGGGGUGAUUCAGAUCCAGAUUGAUGAAACUUUGCCAACCUUCCCUUCAGCUUCCCAGAGCCAAGUGAAAUUGAUAAACAUGGGGGGUGUCCCUUUGACAGUGAACCUUCCUCAGAACAACCCUGUUCAGCUUGCAGGGGCUGCGGCCAGUGAGGAUUUCUUUACAUUUGAGCAGGACAACAUCACGGUCUCACUGGUCGCUCCGGCCAUAUCCAGAAAUAUUUCCUUAGUUAAAGAAAAGCGACAAACUCUUCUAAUUCCCUUAGACCCCAACAACGCUUGGGAGGUGACUGAUGAUAUAACUACCAAGCCAGAGCAAGGCAACAAUGCUAUAAGAUUUGUUAAUGGCAUGGCUAGUGCGCUGAAUGUAUCAACUGGUUCACUCAACUUUGAAAGAAUUGACCCGUCCUCAUACACCAACUACUCUCUUGUACGAUACGGAAACACGAUCUUCACAAUUACUGAUGGUGUCCAGACAUGCGAAUACACCCGAGACUUUGGGUUUGGAAGCUCCUACACGUUCCUCAUCCCUAGUUCCUUCACAUGGGGCACAAACUGCGGGGAGUCUGUUACUGCAGUGGAGGAUAUCCAGCCCAACUCGUUCCACAUGGCCUGGCAGAUUCCCCAGUAUUUCCUGAUGACUGCUGGAGAAGUAGUGUUCUCAGUGACAGGUCUGGAGUUCUCCUACUCACAGGCGCCUAGCAACAUGAAAGCAGUGCUACAGGCAGGCUGGCUUUUCACCGUUGCUGUUGGCAACUUUAUUGUGCUGAUUGUUGCUGAGCUAGCAAAGCUUCCUAAACAGUGGGCAGAGUACUUCCUGUUUGCCUCCCUCCUGCUGGCAGUCUGUGUCAUUUUCUCCAUCAUGGCUUACUUCUAUACCUACAUGGACCCAGCAGAGAUUGAGGCUCAGUUCAAGGACAAAGAUGAAAAAGAUGAACAUAAGUAUGAGGAACUUCAGAUGGAGAAGAAAGAUUCUGUGGAACACCAAGAAGAGGAUCGAAGCAAACAAACCAAAAUGUAAACGUGUGUGUGGCCUAGUCUAAUCACUCUUGUGGGGACCAAAUGUCCUCAGAAGUGUGGUGAAACGGUGCUUUUUUCUGUGGGUUUCAGCGUUAAGGUUAGAAGUUGUGUUAUGGUUUUGAAUGGGAGUGAAUUUUCAGGCCCAACUAAGAUAGAAAACUAAACGUGUGUGUGAGUGUGUGAGAGAGAGACUAGAGAAAGAGAGGGCUGAGAAAAACUGUGUCAGAAUAGAGAAAUACCUGUUGUAUUUUAUUGGUGUUAAUAUGUAAACCUAAUUCCUCCAUAAACACUGAUACUCAUUUAAUACAUUAUUAAAGUAUGAGACAGGGGCAUAAACAUUACAAACCUUGUAUACCCAAUGUAUUUAGACAUUGACCCUCUUUUGUAUUAUAUGUGUUUUUGUAUAAGCUGUCAGGGGAUUUGUUUUCUGUGUAGCUGAUUUUACGUUAAUAAAUCUUUUUUUUGUUUCAUUAUUUUCAAUACAAGUAUGUCGGGCCUGUGUGGCUGACAGGACUAGAUUGUUUGCUUGCAUUCAACUCACCCAUCAUACAGUAGAUUUUACAGUCAAGAUGGGUAGGCAGAGACUCAUCACAAAGCCUCACAAUCUCAUAUCCUUUAACUUUUAUUUUCACUUAAUAAAAAAAGAUGACAUUAGUGGAAACUAUACAUAGUCAACAGAAACCACUGACGAGAGUGAUUU
Messenger RNA from Osmerus eperlanus (European smelt), 2939 nucleotides. RefSeq names its product solute carrier family 15 member 1a (gene slc15a1a). The transcript has 23 exons. Bases 78 to 2240 code for a protein of 720 amino acids. Gene Ontology annotation, biological process: dipeptide import across plasma membrane. The record is from RefSeq and is a predicted model, not a curated record. Gene Ontology annotation, cellular component: plasma membrane. NCBI's taxonomy places the organism in Eukaryota, Metazoa, Chordata, Actinopteri, Osmeriformes, Osmeridae. Gene Ontology annotation, molecular function: dipeptide transmembrane transporter activity.